This is a messenger RNA of Zymoseptoria tritici IPO323, 1103 nucleotides long. RefSeq lists its product as uncharacterized. Gene Ontology annotation, cellular component: nucleolus. The coding region runs from base 243 to 1103 and encodes 286 amino acids. The record is from RefSeq and is a predicted model, not a curated record. The transcript has a single exon. NCBI's taxonomy places the organism in Eukaryota, Fungi, Ascomycota, Dothideomycetes, Mycosphaerellales, Mycosphaerellaceae. Gene Ontology annotation, molecular function: rRNA (adenine) methyltransferase activity.
CAAUCAGACCAUUUCAACAGACGACACUUCGACGCCCGAUACGAAAAAGUUACGACGUGAAUCUGAACCUCAUUCCUGUCUUCUUCAGCACGAGCGGCCAAAGUCCGGUGCAAGGAGAAAAACUAUGGAAGCCACAAUUUGGACCAUUGGGACCUGGAUCUGGCUCGAAAAGGAGAUCAAAAAGCCACAGGAUACCUGAAGAAAUUACAACCUCCAACAACACCUCCAAAGAUCCUAUAGAAAUGGCACCAACGAAGACAAAAGCACUGCAAUCUGGCCGUCCGCCAACGAUCAAACGUCCAGCAGCCUCUCUCUCCUCUUCCGUCACUCAAAAGAUCAUAGUCUCCUUCCAUCAACUCCAAAAACAGCUCGCCCAAGCGAUCCAGCAAAACAACGAACCAACAAUCACCCACCUCGAAUCCCAAAUCGCCAACCUUGGCGGUCUAAAAGCCUACCAAACCGCCUCAAUCCAAGGCCAAGCCUCCGACCGCGGCGGCGACUCCUCCCUCAUCCUCAUGGUCUGGCUCUCACCCUUCAAGUCCUCCCUCAAGUCCCUCGCAGCCACCAAGACACCACUUCGUAUGCUCGAAGUCGGCGCCCUGUCCACUAAAAACGCCUGCUCCCGCUCUGCGAUAUUCGACAUCGAGCGGAUCGAUCUGAAUUCCCAAAGUCCGGGCAUCACGCAGCAGGACUUUAUGCUUCGCCCGCUUCCCGUUUCGGAGGACGAGAAAUUCGACAUCAUUUCCCUUUCUCUGGUCUUGAAUUUCGUGCCCUCUGCUUCAGGUCGAGGGGAUAUGCUGCGUCGCACAACGGCUUUCCUGCGUCGGACGUCGAGUGUAACGGAAGUAGCGGCCACCCUCUUCCUCGUCUUACCGGCUAGCUGUGUCCUUAAUGCGAGGUACUGCUCAGAGGAGAAAUUGACGCUGAUCAUGGCGAGUUUGGGAUAUGUGCUGUUGCAGAGGAAGCAGACGGCGAAGUUGGUUUACUAUUUGUGGCAGUGGAGGGAUGAUCCGGCGGUGGAGGAGGAACAGAGGUUUAAAAAAGUCAAGGUCAGGGAUGGGCCCGGGAUGAAUAACUUUUGUGUGGAGCUUGUGCCUCCUUGA